CGCAGAAGAAGUUCCAGCGCUCUGAAAGUGAUAGACUUCUUUUUGAAUUACACAAUGAUUAGAGGCGACUUUCUCAGAAUUGACCCCAAGAGAAGGGCCAAUCUCGACCACAAAAAGAAGCAAUUCGCUGCACCCACAUUCAAGCAGCAGGACUAUCCGCAUCGUCUCAAUUUCUACGACGUCCCGCCCACCGAAGAGAUCACACUCGAGCAGUUUGAGCAAUGGGCUAUUGACAGAUUAAGAGUUCUGGCUGAGAUUGAGGCCUGCUCUUAUCGAAACAAGUCCGCGGCGGAAACCGAGGCGCAUCUUACACCCCUCCUUCAGAAAUACCUCCCAUUAUCAUCUAAUACAUCUUCCUCUCACGGUGCUGCCGACCAGCGACUGAAAAACGAGCGCCAAAAAGAUCACUAUUCACACUUCAUUCUUCGAUUGGCGUUCUCCGCCACCGAAGACCUUCGCCGGCGUUUUGUGAGAGCAGAGACAAUGCUCUUCAGAUUCCGCUUCCAGCGUGACGAUACCAGAGAGAAGCGCGCUUUCAUUGAAAGUCUCAAUCUCGACUGGGAGCCCGUGGAGAAUGAGGAAAGGCAAAGAUUGGCAGAGAAUCUGGUGAACGCUACCCCUGGUUUACGUCGCGUGGAUGAAGAGGCAUGGUACAAAGUGGACUGGGAGCGAGUACCCGAGCUCGUCGAGAGAAGGGCUGUUUACUUGUACAAAGGAAAGGCGUAUGUUCCUGGAAGAGAGCAAUUGAGCAUGAUUAUUGCGGAAUUUACUGCUCGAUUGGAACGUGCGCUUGAGCUCACAAGUCGAGCACUACCACGUCUGGAUGAGGAUGAUCGUCUAACUCCAAUCUUGAACCAUUUGUCAAAGAACUUUGGAAGCGCCGAGUCGGUUUAUUCGGAAGGCGAAGGAUUCGUUGACGGCGCAGCGAUUACUGCUGGCAACAUCGACCAGCUAUCGCAACACUUCCCACUUUGUAUGCGGAGUCUCCACAUGAACCUACGGAAGAACAACCAUCUCAAGCAUUACGGCCGUCUCCAAUACACCCUCUUCCUGAAGGGUAUCGGAUUGUCACUCGAAGAAUGCAUCGUGUUCUGGCGUCAGUCGUUCAAGGGCUUCACAGAUGACGAGUUCAACUCACGGUACAAGUACAACAUCCGUCACGCGUAUGGUGAUGUAGGAGGCGAUGUCAAUCGCCGGGGUCGAGGAUAUCCUCCAUAUUCGUGCCAGAAAAUCCUAGGCGAUUCGAACCCUGGGGUUGGACAGACUCAUGGAUGCCCUUACCGCCAUUACUCGAUUGACAAUCUUAUCGGGUUGCUUCAAUCCACAGGCGUCCAUGACAAGGAAGUCCUCCGAGGAGUGCGAGAAGACGUUGAAAAGAUGCGGUACCACAUUGCGUGCAACCGAGUAUUCGAAUCAACUCACAAGACAGAAAUCAAAAGAGUCAAAGAAGACGGCUCUUGGAACCAAACGGAUCUGGACACCAUCGUCCACCCUAACACUUACUUCAAGCGCAGUUUCUUGUUGAAGCAAACGGCCAGGGCGUCCAAGAAUUCUUGAUAGCUUUCAUGGAGUCCAUGACGAUAUGUGUGUUUUCGCCUUUUUGGCUUUCUCUUGCAGAAAUUUUAGUCCCACAGGCGUUAGGCUCAGGAUUGUUGCGUUGGGAUACGGCGCACAAUUUUUCUCUUCAGCACAAUUCUUCCAGGUAGACAUUGAUUGCACU
Messenger RNA from Aspergillus saccharolyticus JOP 1030-1, 1720 nucleotides. RefSeq names its product DNA primase subunit PRI2. Gene Ontology annotation, cellular component: alpha DNA polymerase:primase complex. The coding region runs from base 55 to 1557 and encodes 500 amino acids. The record is from RefSeq and is a predicted model, not a curated record. Gene Ontology annotation, biological process: DNA replication, synthesis of primer. The transcript has 3 exons. NCBI's taxonomy places the organism in Eukaryota, Fungi, Ascomycota, Eurotiomycetes, Eurotiales, Aspergillaceae.